Molecule: messenger RNA, 834 nt
Organism: Penicillium vulpinum
Lineage: Eukaryota; Fungi; Ascomycota; Eurotiomycetes; Eurotiales; Aspergillaceae
Product: bZIP transcription factor
Exons: 2
Coding region: 1-834 (277 amino acids)
Biological process (GO): regulation of transcription by RNA polymerase II
Cellular component (GO): nucleus
Molecular function (GO): RNA polymerase II transcription regulatory region sequence-specific DNA binding; DNA-binding transcription activator activity, RNA polymerase II-specific
Source: RefSeq, a predicted model, not a curated record
AUGGGGGAACAAACAUCUUUGCCAGGUCCAGGUCCCGUCUUUGACAAACUUGAGAACUUCAAUUUCUUGAUGUCGCGUCACGAUCCCGCAGCCAAGACUCGACAGUACUCAUUUGACGCUGAUACAGGGCUGGUCCCGUUCGGCAACGUGAGUAUGGACUAUGAUCAGACCGAAGGCAUGGGCGGACUCUCUGUCAGUUCCUAUGAGAGUAUAGAAGACGACCGCAGCUCUCUUGAUCUCCGAGGCUAUCCCUAUCAUGGUCCUCCUGGCGAGAAGCCCAUCAACUACAAUCUCCCAGAGCACAUGAUGCCCUACUCAGCUCAUUCAAUUUACCCACCAGUCCCAUAUGCGCCCGACGAGCUCGGUCACGCACAGGGAGCCCUGACGCCAUCCGAUGUUUCCUCAUCCAUCUCCCCGCCCAAUGGCCAAAUGGGAAACACCAAGUACAGCACUUCGAUUUCCGGCGACCGUAUCGCCGCCGCCCUCGAUCAAGAGGAGGGCGUGCGCGGUGCCGCAGAGGAAGAUCGUCGUCGCCGAAAUACAGCUGCCAGCGCCCGAUUCCGUCAGAAGAAGAAGCAGCGCGAGCAGGUCCUCGAACGGACUGUUCGGGAAACUACCGAGAAGAACGCCUCCCUCGAAGCUCGCGUUGCACAGCUCGAGAUGGAGAACCGCUGGUUGAAGAACCUCCUCACUGAGAAGCAUGAUACUGGUUCUUCUGCUCGCGUGUCUGCUCCGGCUAAGGAUAGCUCGACCCUCGAGUCAAAAGGUCCUGGCGGCAAUACGAGACAAAAACAUAUUCAGCCCAAAAAGAAGGGCGUCGGCACCGAGGAGUGA